Psylliodes chrysocephalus is the source of this 2019-nucleotide messenger RNA. NCBI's taxonomy places the organism in Eukaryota, Metazoa, Arthropoda, Insecta, Coleoptera, Chrysomelidae. The record is from the annotation of a GenBank genome assembly.
AUCAGUUUCGCUAGUCGUGAUUAACCUGUUAUCCCGGUCGAAUAAAAAAUAUUUCAAAAAUAAUAAAUGUUCAACAAAAUGUUUGUGAUUCGAAUUGUUUUAGUGUCUUGUUUCAGUUUAGUGAUUUUCGAAAGUGUAGAGGCUGAAUGUACACGUGAUUUAAAAGCAAUAUAUUGUGAGAACAUAAUAAAAAUUUCUUCAGAUGUUUUGAACGAAAGUUAUCAAUACUAUUUAAAGUUAAAUAUAUUAAACACCACCGAACCUUUUGGAAAGUCUGCAUUUAAAAACAUGAAAAAAUUAACAUCUAUUAGCAUAUCACGGAGCCGAAUGGGAACAAUAUAUUCUGACACUUUUAAAGAUAUGCCACCUUUAAAAAAUGUAUUUAUAGAUUUUGUUAUUAUUGGAGAUAUUCAAGAAUCAGCGUUUUCUAAUUUACCCAAACUGGUAGAAGUAUCAAUAUCGAACACGGAUAUUCCAUUUUUAAGAAAAGGCAUUUUCCGAAAUGUCCCACAACUUUCCAUUAUUACUAUUGAAAGUGCUAACUUACGUUAUAUACAAGAUGAUGCCUUUUACGACGUGCCAAAGUUAAAUAGUCUUAGGCUUUAUAGCAACUUGUUAACUGUUGUGACAAAAGGAAUGCUAAAUACAUUGACUAAUUUGCAAUAUCUUAAUUUGGCUAACAAUAGUAUAUCAAUAAUAGAAAAUAAUAGUUUUGACGAAACUCCGCAUUUAUCGUAUCUGAUUUUAGAGGGUAAUCAACUGAAAGCACUUGAUUUGGAUAUGUUUCCUACAACCGGAAUGAAAUAUUUGCAAUUCAUUAAUUUAAAUGGAAAUCGAUUGAUGUUCCUGCCAUCCGCAUUUUUUAAUAGGACACCCGCUUUAGAAGAAAUUGGCCUGAGUCUCAAUCCAUGGUUUUGCCCUUGCCUGAAAGAAAUAUAUGGGAUUUUAUACCAAUAUAACAUAAAGGAAUCCUCAAUAAGGGAGAUGAUCAAUUAUUUUCAUGAUAUUCUUGAUGGAGAUACUGAAAAAAUAAUACUUACGCGCCGCUCGAGACUUCCCAUUUGCAUUAAUAGAAAUGUAUCGGACAUUAUUUGUAUAAAUACAUAUAGUGAAAACUUAAGUAAAAAGUAUUUAAAGUAUAUUAAAGAUUAUGAAACAUUUUUAUAAAACCUCUAAUAUGUGACAAAUUCUACAUCUAUGUUCACGUACAAUUAUCGUACUAUACCAGUUUUAUCACAAAAAUAUCGAUAAAUUUUGUUUUUAAAAAAGUUAAUGUUUUAUUUGUGUACAGAACUAUCUGUAGUAUAAAAACAGGUAUUGUUGCUUGUGAUGGAUUAAAUAUUUAUACGAUUAGGCUUUGUUGUCCUUAUAUAGUAUCAUAUAAAUAAGGCUAAGUAUAAUUAUUAUAACCAGCAAAUUGAUACAAAUAAAAAUAGCUCUAAAGGCCUAUGGAGUGUAAUACAGGACAUUAGUAAAUCGAAGGUUAAGAAAAAAGAAAUUGAUAAAAUUAAAAAUAGUUUAGGUAAUCCAUUGACAGACAAAUAUGACAUAGCUAAUGAAUUCAAUAACACUUAUGCCAAUAUGGGUAAAAAACUUGAUAAAAAUUUUACAUUAAGGAAAACUUCCUCUUCAAAUUCUUUUUUCUUUGCGCCAGUCAAAAUCAAUGAGAUUAUAGUGAUAAUUAACGAACUCAAAAAUCAUAAGGCUACUGGCAAUGAUAAUAUCAAAGCUGAAACUCUUUAAACAAUUUCACAAUAUAUCUGUCAACCUUUAACAUAUCUUUUAAAUCAAUGUAUAGUAAAAGCUUUUUAUCCUUCGGCAUUUAAAAAUAACCAUUAUUACACCUAUAUUUAAAAAAGGGGACAUAACGGAUCCUACUAAUUAUCGACCUAUUUCACUAGUUACGCACUUAUCUAAAAUUUUCGAAAAACUAAUAAAAAAUCGGCUUCAAUCAUACUUGAACAAAUUUAAUAUAUCUGAACAGCAGUACGGAUUUAGAGAAAAAAAAUCAACGGAAGA